Messenger RNA from Acomys russatus (golden spiny mouse), 4066 nucleotides. RefSeq names its product phosphodiesterase 3B (gene Pde3b). Gene Ontology annotation, cellular component: membrane. Gene Ontology annotation, molecular function: 3',5'-cyclic-AMP phosphodiesterase activity; protein kinase B binding. NCBI's taxonomy places the organism in Eukaryota, Metazoa, Chordata, Mammalia, Rodentia, Muridae. Gene Ontology annotation, biological process: signal transduction. The record is from RefSeq and is a predicted model, not a curated record. Bases 1 to 3840 code for a protein of 1279 amino acids. The transcript has 17 exons.
AUGGGGGUGGGUGGGUGGGGGUCUCAGGACUUCGGUCGGUCCCUCCCAUCUUCCACAGAGCACGUCGUCGCGCUCUGUGGCAGUCCGGGUGAGGAGGUGUCCCAGCUGCGCCGGUCCGCCGAGCCUGGCAUCCUGACACGAAGGGCUGUCUCUCCCGAGGGACCAGCGGCACCCCGCCGGGUCCCGGACGCGCAUCCUGAGGCGGGCGGCUCGCGGCCCGAGAGGCGACCGGCCGAGUCACGGGAGCGCGCGGGGCCCGCCGGCGGGGGCGCGCGCCCGGGGCAGCCGCUGAGGGAGGGAGGCGGCCGGCAUGAGGCGGACGCCGCCGCCCCUCAGCCCGCGCGCCGGGGAUCCCGGGUGGCGGCGGCGACUGCGGGCUCAGCCCUGACCGCUCCCCGCGGAAGCUCGGGGCGCCCGGAACGCGGAGGGGACGGCGCGGCGGGGUCGGCGAGCGUCAGCGGCCACCGUGCGGCCCGGCCCGGGGCCGUGAGGAAGGACGAGCGCGAGCGGGGCGCGCCAGCCAUGAGGUCCCCGCCGCCACCGCCGGGCUCGGCCGCCUCGCCCCCCGAGAGCCUGCGCAACGGCUACGUGAAGAGCUGCGUGAGCCCGCUGCGGCGGGACCCCCCGCGCGGCUUCUUGUUCCACCUCUGCCGCUUCUGCAACGUGGAGCCGCCGCGGGCCGCCCCGCUCCGCGCCCGGGCGAGCCUCUCGAGGCUCGGCGGCGCCCUGGCCGCCUUUGUCCUGGCCGCGCUGCUGGGCGCGGGGCCCGAGCGCUGGGCGGCCGGGGCGGCGGGGCUGCGGGCGCUGCUGCGCGCCUGCUCGCUCAGCCUCAGCCCGCUCUUCAGCAUCGCCUGCGCCUUCUUCUUCCUCACCUGCUUCGUGACGCGCGCGCAGCGGCGCGGCUCGGGCCGCGGCUCCCGGUGGCGGCUGCUGGCGCUGCCCGCCUGCUGCUACCUGGGCGACUUGGCGGCGUGGCGGGGGUGGUCGUGGCUGCGCGGGGAGCCCGCGGCGGCGGCGGCGGCGGAGGAAGCGGAGGAGGAGGAGGAGGCGGCGGCGGCGGGGGGCCGGCUGCUGUGCCUGGUGCUGAGCUGCGUGGGGCUGCUGGCGCUCGCGCCCCGCGUGGCCCCGCGGCACGGCGUCCCGGUGCUGCUGUUCGCCGGCCUGGUGUGGUGGGUGUCGUUCUCCGGCCUCGGGGCUCUGCCGCCCGCGCUCAGGCCUCUGCUGUCGUGCCUGGUCGGGGCAGCGGGGUGCCUGCUGGCCCUGGCUUGGGACCACUUCUUCCACGUCCCGGGCGCCGCCUCCCCUGCCCCGCGCUCGCCGAGCACGGCGGAAGAAAAAGUGCCGGUGAUCCGACCCCGGAGGAGGUCCAGCUGCGUGUCGCUGGGGGAGAGCGCCGCCGGCCACUACGGCAGUGGCAAGAUGUUCCGAAGACCGUCGUUGCCCUGCAUUUCCCGAGAACAGAUGAUUCUCUGGGACUGGGACCUGAAGCACUGGUGUAGGCCUCAUUACCAGAAUUCUGGAGGUGGAAAUGGAGUUGAUCUUUCAGUGCUGAAUGAAGCUCGCAGUAUGGUGUCAGACCUGCUGAUUGACCCCAGCCUCCCCCCGCAAGCCAUUUCUUCUCUGCGGAGUAUCAGCAGCUUGAUGGGUGCUUUCUCAGGGUCCUGCAGGCCAAAGAUUCAUCCUCUCGCACCUUUUCCUGGGUUUUAUCCCUGCUCUGAAGAGGAUCCAGUCGAGAAAGGAGAUCGGAAACUUCACAAGGGAUGGAGUAGCAGAGCCAGCUUCCCAACUGCACAGAUGAGGAGGAGCUCAGGAGCAGCGGCGUCGCUGCCUGACGAUCACUGUUCCAGGUGGGACCGCAGCAGUGGCAGGAGGCCUCACCAAGAGCUGGCUGUGUCAAGUCAUGGAUGCCACCUAAAUGGGCCUCUUAGUUCAAAUCCCCUGACAAUUCCAAAGCAGAGAUCAUCAUCUGUGUCGCUGACUCACCAUGUAGGUCUGAGAAGAGCUGGUGCUUUGCCCAGCCUGAGUCUUGUGAAUUCUCCAAGCCAUGUGCCAGUGUCUGCUGGUUCUGUAACUAAUCGAUCACCCAUAGAAUUUCCUGAUACUGCUGAUUUUCUUACUAAGCCAAGUAUUGUUUUACAUAGAUCACUGGGUAGUGUACCCAAUCCAGCAGAUUUCUGUCAAUACCUGAGAAACUCCGAUAGCAAUCUGUGUAGCAGCUGUGGACAUCAAAUACUCAGAUACGCUUCAGUGUGCGAAUCCGAUGGUGUGGACCACCACCAUGGAAGAUCAGGUGAAGAAGACAACACUGUUUUUCCAAAAGAACGAUUCAACAUUGUGGAAACUCAAGAAGAGGCAGUGAGGAGCGACUGCAGGGGGUUGCUUCCGGAAGGUGGUAAUCACCUAAUGGAAGAGGCACAGCAGCCAAAUGUUGAGCAGGAAGUGUUACUGGACCCGAUGCUAGUAGAAGAUCAUGGCUCAUUAAUAGAAAAGAUGAGCAACUGGAAUUUUCAGAUUUUUGAGCUUGUAGAAAACAUGGGAGAAAAAUCAGGAAGAAUUCUCAGUCAGGUUAUGUAUACUUUAUUUCAAGACACCGGUUUAUUGGAAACAUUUAAAAUUCCCACUCAAGAAUUUAUGAACUAUUUCCAUGCAUUAGAAAAUGGCUACCGAGACAUUCCUUAUCACAACCGUAUACAUGCCACAGAUGUCCUACAUGCUGUUUGGUAUUUGACAACACGACCAAUUCCUGGAUUACAGCAGAUCCACAAUGACCAUGAAACAGGAACUGAAGCAGAUGCAGACGGCAGACUUAGUUCUGGGCACACUGCUUAUGCCUCUUCGAAGAGCUGCCGUGUCCCAGACGCGAGCUACGGCUGCCUGUGCGCAAACAUCCCCGCGCUGGAGCUGAUGGCUCUGUAUGUGGCAGCCGCCAUGCACGACUACGACCACCCGGGGAGAACCAACGCGUUCCUAGUGGCUACGAAUGCACCUCAGGCAGUUUUAUACAACGACAGGUCUGUUCUAGAAAACCACCAUGCUGCAUCGGCUUGGAAUUUGUAUCUUUCUCGCCCAGAGUACGACUUCCUCCUUAACCUCGAUCACGUGGAAUUCAAGCGCUUUCGGUUUUUAGUCAUAGAGGCCAUCCUUGCUACAGACCUCAAAAAACAUUUUGAUUUCCUUGCUGAAUUUAAUGCCAAGGCCAAUGACGUGCAUAGUAACGGCAUAGAGUGGAGCAGUGAAAACGACCGCCUCUUAGUCUGCCAGGUGUGCAUCAAACUAGCAGAUAUCAACGGUCCAGCAAAAGCUCGGGAUCUGCACCUGAGGUGGACAGAAGGCAUCGUGAGUGAAUUUUAUGAGCAGGGGGAUGAAGAGGCAACCCUGGGUCUACCCAUUAGUCCCUUCAUGGAUCGGUCUUCUCCUCAGCUAGCAAAACUCCAGGAGUCUUUUAUCACCCACAUUGUGGGCCCCCUGUGCAACUCGUAUGAUGCUGCUGGCUUGCUGCCUGGUCAGUGGGUAGAAGCAGAAGAGGAUGAUGAUGAUACAGACAGUGGGGAUGAUAAUCAUGAUGAUGAUGAUGGUGAAGCAUUAGACUCAGAUGAUGAAGAAACAGAUGACAAUCUAAAUCCCAAACCACAAAGAAGGAAAGGCAGGCGGCAAAUAUUUUGCCAGCUAAUGCACCACCUCACUGAAAACCACAAGAUAUGGAAGGAAAUCAUAGAAGAAGAAGAAAAAUGUAAAGCCGAGGGGAGCAAACUGCAGGUGGAGAACGCCUCCUUACCUCAAGCAGAUGAGAUUCAGGUUAUUGAAGAAGCAGAUGAAGAGGAUGAGCAGAUGGUUGACUAGAAGAAAACUCCUGCCCAAGAAGCCUAGGGCUCUCUUCCUGGGUCAUUACCCAGUGCUCACUGUACUGACUCUUAACUGACCAUCCCCGUGUGGACAAGCCUUAAUACUGUGAGAGGAGUUUUGCUACCCUGGCAGUUCUCACUCCUAAGCACUUUGAUCACAAACUAGAGAAAGAUUCUUAGAGCUGGCUACAGUGACUCAUGUUGCAAAGCCCUUCCUCAAGCCC